Molecule: messenger RNA, 1751 nt
Organism: Acanthopagrus latus (yellowfin seabream)
Lineage: Eukaryota; Metazoa; Chordata; Actinopteri; Spariformes; Sparidae
Gene: eme2
Product: probable crossover junction endonuclease EME2
Exons: 8
Coding region: 125-1450 (441 amino acids)
Biological process (GO): resolution of meiotic recombination intermediates; double-strand break repair; mitotic intra-S DNA damage checkpoint signaling
Cellular component (GO): Holliday junction resolvase complex; nucleus
Molecular function (GO): nuclease activity; DNA binding
Source: RefSeq, a predicted model, not a curated record
GUCCCUCAGCGGACACCGUCGCUGUGAUCCAAACACAGCUGUUCCUCUCUCUGAAUGUUUGUUAAGGCCAUGUGUUGUGUUCAAGGAGUUUUGGAGGAAUUUGUUUAUGUCUUAAAAAUAUGAAAUGUCCGUGCUGCGCAGAGCUCAAACAUGGGAGGUAUCUGAAUCUGAGGAAAGCGACUGUGAGACCAAACCCAGGAGCAGUCCGAUAGCAACAGUCAGCACAGUUUUAACCGAGGACCUGAGCUCAGAGGACAAGUGCAGAACCGCCCCAUCGUCUGCCACAAAGAGGGAGUCUGGUCAAACUCCUGCUUUGUCUCCUCCGAGGCCAGCUGGACGUGGCACGCCGAGCCCUGCACGAAAACGCCGCACCAAGGAGGAGAUCGAGGCGGACAGACAGACAGCCAGGGAGAGGAAGGAGGAGCGGGAGAGACAGAGAGCCGCCAGGGCCCGGGAGAAGGAGGAGAGGAGAGGGGAGCAGCAGAGGAGGAGAGAGGCGGCGGAGAACCUCAAGAGCCUCCGGCCGGAGAACUGCCUCAAGAGUCUGACCGUCUGCAUAGACCCAGCUCUUCUCCAACAGGAUGGCUCAGACAUCUUGCUGGACACCCUGGCUGCCUUAGAUUGGAGGCUAAGCAUUCAGAGCCAGCAGCUCCCGCGCAGCAUCACCUGGACCAGAGACUUACCUCAGCAUGGAGAUGACGGAAAGAGCUCUGUGGAGGAGGAGCAAGUGGUUCUGGUGCUGGAUCUGACCGACCUCAUGGACCUGGUGGUCUCCGUGAAGAAAAUGCUACACAGUGAAGAGGAGGAGAGAGGGGUCGGGUCCUUCCUCAGUCCUCUGCUGGAGUGUCUCAACCGGGAUGCAAAGAAGGUGGUCACACUCUUAGUGACAGACUCUCAGCCUGAUUACAGGACCGAUGCGCGUGGUGUGCAUUUGCUUGAUGAAACACUAGGGUCCAAACUGGGCAUGGAGCAUCUGGACAUCAAGGAGGUUCUCGUGCACCUACAGCUCUGCAAGAACAUCUCACUGGUCCUCCUGAAUGGCUGGCAGGAGGUCACCGACCACGUGUGCGCUGUCACGAAGGCCUUAUCGAAGCGCCCUUUCAAACUGCUGACGGAGCGAGCCGAGCUGCCCUUCUGUGUGGAUGGUUCGUGGGCCAGCGGGGCUCGGGUGGAGAGGGACGGCUCGGGGCUGAUCCAGGUCUGGAGCAGGCAGAUCCAGCAGCUGAACAGAGUCAGCCCCGCCGUGGCCUCCGCUGUGACUGCCGCCUACCCGUCUCCUCAGCUGCUGCUGCAGGCGUACCAGAGCUUGGGGUCAGAGGAAGAGAGGAAGGUUCUCCUGUCCAGUCUUGUAGUGAAAAGUGGAGGUAAAGAGAGGCGAAUAGGACCGGAGAUAUCAGCCAGAGUUUACCGCUGCCUCACUGCCCAGAACGGCCAGCUGGUCCUGGACUAAUUUGUCCACUUGAGAGACGAUAAGGACAGACGUCAGCGCGGAUAAAUCUGGUUUCUAAUUACACUUGUGACCACUUGUCUGCUAAUGUAUUAAUGUUGAUGUUUACAAGCUAAGAAUAGGCCUUAGAUAUCAAGUUCACCUCUCAGGAAAGCACUAUUAGGACUCCUGUGAACUACAGCCAAUAGAAUAUACUAAUUAUAUGAUAUUUAUAUAUUUUGAAAAAACAUCCUGUUGAUGCACAAAUGCAACAUGUACUGUGAGAAGGACUGCUUUCUGUAUAUAAAAAUGAGCUGCAGCAGAA